AAGAGAGUUAUGUCAAGUCUUCCCAAGGAUUAGUGAAGACAUUGAAUUGUCCAAAUCAAUAUGGAAAAUGUUCUGCAUUUAUUUCCACACUUUAGCAUUACGGCUUCGUCUGGUGAGUCGCAUUUCAAGGUGUUCAAAGAAUUUCAAAAGCACCGAGCAAAAAAAGAUUCCGGAAAUGGCCUGACUGACAGAAGAAAUAGACGGAGCCGUCUACAAAAAGCAGAAUCUCAUGAAAAUGUAUUUUUAGAUAAAUCUGAGACUUUCACCUGCAUUACAAGUGUGUCCCCCGAAGAGGCAGAGAAAUGGGGUGAAUCCUUUGACAAACUGCUUUCUCAUAAAGAUGGGAUAGAAGCAUUUAAAAAGUUCCUGAAAAUGGAGUUCAGUGAUGAAAACCUAGAGUUUUGGUUGGAAUGCGAGGAAUACAAACAAAUCAAAACAAAUAAACUCAUGAAUGACAAAGCGAAGUCCCUCCAUGAAAAAUACAUUCAAAUGGACUCUCCCAGAGAGGUCAAUCUUGACUUUACCACAAAGGAAAUUACCAAGAAAAGCAUCGAACACCCAGCACAAACCAGCUUUGAUCUUGCACAAACUAAAAUUUAUACCCUUAUGGAGAAGGACAGUUAUCCAAGGUUCCUGAAAUCAAACAUCUACUCUGAUAUGUUAAGUGGAAAACAAAUGCUUGCUAAAUUACCUGCUGGGCGCAGGAGGUCUCGAUCUUUUACUGUUAAUGACUUCCAACAAUUUGAUUCUGACUCUAGUAUAUGGCUGUGAAUCCUCAUUCAGUUUACAUAUACUUUAGUCAGUGUUCUUGUAAUUGAUAUCUUAAUGAGCUACACCUCUUGUUUUAGAUGACCAAUGCUUUGUACAUAUAAAGACCAAGCAGCUUGCAGUUGCAGUUUUAACAACACUAGCUGGAAGUGUGAAACCUGUUUCAGUAUUUUUUUAGUCUAUAUUACUGACAUUUUUCAUUAAAAUAUGAAUGUUACCCUAGUUUUGUAAAUAAUAGCUAAAGAUAAUAAAUGUAUAUAGCUUUCAAACCAUUGCUUCUAAAGCAUUUCUCAAUGUUCUAUGUAAAUGUGUCACAUCUGCAAGUAGGAAAAAUAGUGGAUGCAAUUAAAACAAUUAUUUUCUUAAUUGUGAUUAAUGGUGCCCAUUCCAAAGUUCACAAGCAAUGAAGGCACGGCACAGAGUUGAUGAUGCCUUCCAAUUUUUCUUGUCCUUUCCAUGUGAUUAUCAGUAGCUUUACGCAUCCCUUGUUUUAUGCAAUCGCAAAUAUACAUAGCAUCAUAGUUCAUAUAUUUUGCUCUUCUAAAUAUGUCAGCUUCACUGUAGAUUGUUUAUGUUUAAAGUUACUUGUAAUUUAAAUGUUUAUUAACUGCCCAAUGCAAUAUCUUCAAGUGCAGGCUCAGGGAAAAAGCUUUCAGGGACAUUCACAGAUAAUCCUUAAAAUAUUUAAAUAAAUAAAGCUUUAUUAAUAUUCCUCACUGUCUUUCACUAUUAUUUUCUUAUUAUAUAUGAGUAGAAGGUGAGGGGAAAAAGCAUCUAUUCCUGAGCAGAGAUUGACAGUUACCUUCUUAGUUAGUCCUAUGAUCUUUUGCUCUCCAUAUGUAAGUGAAUUACUAAUGUGUUUUGGGUUGUUAAUAUCCAAUAAAAAACAUGUUGCAACAAUUAUAAUAUAAUAAUAAUAAAUUUAUUUAUGCAGCAAUUAUAUAAAAAAAA
Messenger RNA from Xenopus laevis (African clawed frog), 1719 nucleotides. It is a transcript of the gene rgs18.L, whose product is annotated as regulator of G-protein signaling 18 L homeolog. Bases 61 to 771 code for a protein of 236 amino acids. NCBI's taxonomy places the organism in Eukaryota, Metazoa, Chordata, Amphibia, Anura, Pipidae. The transcript has 5 exons. The record is from RefSeq and is marked provisional.